UUCCUGAAUUGCCCUGGCCGCUAAAUCCAGUUCUGAAUAAAUUCACAAUACAGUGAAACCGCAUUUAAUCUGUGUACAGUGGCCAGUAUUAUAUAAAUAUUUUAGGGGGCAUUGGAUAAUUCCUUCAUGUAAUGAUAUGGAUAAGUCUGUCUGGCACCCUGUAUGUGCCUGUGCUGUGUGCGCAUUGGUGGCUUCACCUGCCAGUCACUUCAGACCCCUCCCCCAGGGGACACUCCGCCUGCAGUGUCACUGGGUCUAGGGCUGUCCCUGAUUGUUGCAGUCCCACUGCUGGUUUUGUAAAUCCUCCAGCAUUUUACAAUGGGGAAUUCCAUUCCAGCUCACACAGCUGAAAACACUACAGAGAUAUAUAACCGAUUUAUCUCCAAAUUACGGGUAUGGCUACUAAUCAGGGAUUCUGGGAGUUGUAGUUCAGCAACAAACGAAGGACUGCAGGAUGGCACUCCAAAUUGUAGGAGGAGGCGCACUGUGGAGGAUUUCAACAAGUUCUGUACAUUUGUUUUGGCGUAUGCUGGUUACAUCCCAUACCCAGAAGAGGAGACCCCUCUGAGAGCAAGCUCCAGUCCUCCAAAUAGCACAGGCAGUACUGUUGACAGUGAUAGCUGGGACUCAAGAUACCAGGACCUUCCGCCGAGUGAUGCUUUGCCAAUCAAAAAGCGGAAAAGCUUUUCUGACCUGAAGCAUGACAGGAGCUAUCCCACUGUGCUGAAACGGUCCAAACUGAACUCCUUUCUGCUGGACAGGAAGAAAAUAGACAAAAUCAAGAAGAAGAAAAAGCUAAAGAAAAAGGAACUGGAGGCAUUCAAGCAAGAAGAGCCUGUAACACCUGUAAUAAAACUGGAGCCUGUAGAGACCCCCAUAGAAGAGACCACUCCGAUCAGUCCUAUUGCUCUUAUCCCAGAUGAUCAUUUGGAGCUGAAAAGGUCACCACCCCACGAGAUACAGGAACCUGUGCCAGAGAACUGCAGCACCAGCACAGACAGUCCCUCUGUUUCAAUGUCCUAUGAGGAUACAGAAGAAAUAAAGACUGAGUAUUCCGAGGUCAACCUGGGGAAGCGAACAGUCAUUCGACAGGGGAAACAAGUAGUGUUUCGGGACGAAGACAGCACAGGAAAUGAUGAAGAUAUUAUGGUUGAUUCAGAUGAUGACUCGUGGCACCUUGUAACUUGCUUCUGCAUGAAGCCUUUUGCUGGGCGACCAAUGAUCGAGUGCAACGAAUGCAACACUUGGAUUCACCUCUCCUGUGCCAAAAUCCGCAAAUCCAACGUUCCAGAGAUUUACGUUUGCCAAAAGUGCCGAGACACCAAAUUCGACAUCCGGCGAUCAAACCGCUCGCGUAUGGGCUGCAGGAAAUUAUUUCUGGACUAGUGUGGCUCCAAACAGAACCGUGUGCCCACGGACACAAAGCAGCACUAUAAGCACACGGACAUUUCUCUCAGAUACUAUCUUCGAAUUCAACAAUAAAACACGUUUAGGUUUAAUCUGGGCACAAACGUGCAGGUGAAGAUAAUCGUGCAUUGCUUUCUGUGUUUUGUGUUCUAUCUUUUCUGUCCACAGGUGGGUGAAGGGAUUUAACAAUUCUCUAUAACAGUACGCUCAGCGUGUUUGCACCAGGGAUUACAUGGCAACGUAUUGGAUUAUACAAUACUUGCUCUUUCCUCUGCUAAAAGUUAAAAAAAAAACAAAAAACUAAAAGUUGAAGGUUUCUAUGAAGGACAAAGAUUAAAAAUUCAAGAUGUUUUACGUUUGUAAGCAUAUACAUCUGUGUUGGCUAAUGUGCUCGUU
Xenopus laevis (African clawed frog) is the source of this 1803-nucleotide messenger RNA. It is a transcript of the gene phf13.S, whose product is annotated as PHD finger protein 13 S homeolog. Gene Ontology annotation, biological process: mitotic chromosome condensation. Gene Ontology annotation, cellular component: nucleus; nucleoplasm. The record is from RefSeq and is a predicted model, not a curated record. Gene Ontology annotation, molecular function: chromatin binding. Lineage: Eukaryota; Metazoa; Chordata; Amphibia; Anura; Pipidae. The coding region runs from base 319 to 1386 and encodes 355 amino acids. The transcript is spliced from 4 exons.